Molecule: messenger RNA, 3045 nt
Organism: Pelodiscus sinensis (Chinese soft-shelled turtle)
Lineage: Eukaryota; Metazoa; Chordata; Testudines; Trionychidae
Source: RefSeq, a predicted model, not a curated record
CUUUAGGAAAACCAGACUUAGUAGCUACCAAUAUAGAAAUGGCAAUGAGCUGGCCAUGUAUAUGUUUGUUUAUUUUCCUAAAGCUAAUUGUCUCCGCGAGGAAAAUGGGUGCGUAUUUCUUUCCUCAGCGGAGGUAGGUCCUUCGCCUUGCCAAUCAGCGCAGCACCGCGGGACUGAGGGUGGGAGGAGAGUGUGAUCCUUUCACCCCAGUAAGGGGCUGCUCUCGGCACAGGCCAGGUCCCAAAGCGCGUCGCUUGUCGCUGUGCUGCUGCCCCCCCUCAGCUUUUCCCGACGUGGGAGCGCUAGAGCUCAACCCCCUCAGCAGCCUCUGGCGGCCGGGUGGGGCUACGCCUCUGGCCGCCUUCUGUGCUGCAGCGAGAUGAGGGGUCAGCAGCGAUAGAGCCCGCUUGCCCGGCCGUGCUUUGGCGCGAGAGGAUUGAGCCGCUCCCAGGCAAACCCAGCCGCCGCUCGCUUUUCCCGCUUGUAGCUCCGGGCGGGCCCCGCAGCCUGGCUCCCCUCAGCUCCGGGCUGGGCAGCACGGACGCCGCGGCGGGGGCGCUCCGCGCACACGUAGUGCCGCCGGCGGGGCUGGGAGCCUAGUGGCCGAGCCCAGCCCUGAGUGAAACCCGCGCCUCGGCUCCUGCGGGCGGGGUGCUGGCGCGGCAACCCCACGUGCGGCGCGGAUCCCCCCUCCCCGGGUGGGGCUGGCGGCCCCCGCUCAGGGUCUCCCUCGGAUGGCGUUAAUCCGGAGCAGUAAUCAGGCGCUUCCUGGAGCAGUCAGCCGGGGGCAGAUAAUCCCGGGCCAAGCUGUGCCGAGAGGGGAUUGCCUCGCUCGGGGGCGGGAUCAGCCGGCGGCCGCGGCUCAGCGAGGUCACUUCUUAGCGGGCGGGCAAGGCUCCCAGCCAUGAGGGGCUGCUGGGGCGCUGCCGCUAAGCAGCUUAGAUCCCGGCAGAUGUUGCCAGCUCCCACCACAGGCGGAGGGAGAGCCCGAGGGGCCCGGGAAACACCUCUAGCUCGGCGGGAAGAGGAGGGGGCUUGCCCUGGUGACUGGCACCCGCCGCCUUGCACGAUGAGGGGGGCGUGAAAGGUUGCACGGCGGCAUCUCGCCACAGCAGGCGCGCUCCGGACCCCGGCUGAGGAGCUUGGCAGCUGGAGUGGAGGGAGUUUGUCUCUGAUCGCCCCUCUCCGCCUCCUCUCACACCCUCUGCUGCUCUGCCCGGGGCAGCACUCACAGGAGCUCUAGGGGGAGAUGGCGAAAAUCAGAGUGUCUUACGAGUACACAGAAGCCGAAGACAAAAGCAUCCGGCUCGGCUUGUUCCUGAUCGUCUCCGGCAUCGUGUCGCUCUUCAUCCUGGGCUUCUGCUGGCUCAACCCCGCUUUGCAGGAUUUGCAAGGAAAAGCUGCCAACUGCACGGUGCUCUCGGUGCAGCAGAUCGGGGAGAUGUUUGAAUGCACUUUCACGUGCGGCGCGGAUUGCAAGGGCACCUCGCUCUACCCCUGCCUCCAGAUCUACGUCAACAACUCGGAGUCGAACUCCAGGGCGCUGCUGCUGCACCAGGACGAGCACCAGCUCAUCGCCAACCCCAAGUGUUCAUAUAUUCCUCCCUGUGAAAGAGAAAAUCAGAAGAAUUCUGAAAUUGUCACACACUGGCAGGAAUACUGGAAAGUGGAAGUGGGUUCACAGCCAUUUACAUGUUAUUUUAAUGAGCAUCUAAGACCAGAUGAUGUGCUGCUUAGGCGUACCCACGAUGAGACAGUCCUCUUGCAUUGUUUUCUCUGGCCUCUGGUUACUUUUCUGGUAGGAGUCCUAAUUGUGGUCCUGACAAUCUGUGCAAAGAGCUUGGCUGUUAAAGCAGAAGCAAUAAAAAAGAGGAAACAGUCAUAAAUGGAAAAAGUCACUGAAGAUGAAGGAAAAAGCUGUAAGAAAAGUCAAAAGUGGUAAAUCCAACAUAAGCUGCACUUCUCCAGUGCACCCAGAUAUGCCCAUUACCAGGGUACUGUUGGACUUUGGCGUUGCUGAUGCCUGAGGAUUAUUCUUGGGGGACAGCUUUAUGAAAUGUCAAUUAAUUGCUUCUUCUGCCAAGACAGUAAACAAGAAUAUUCCACCAAAAGAUUAUAAACUGCACCAAAUAUAUUGUACUGUAUUAGACUAAACUUGAACAAUGGCUAUUUAUCCAGGUCUGUCUUGUACUGAGAGACAGUAUGAGAAAACCCAAAAUGUGGUUAAUUUAAUCUUCACAGAACAAACUUUGUUGUUAGUAUUUGGUAUUAAAUAUUAAAAAUAUUAUUUACUUUAUCAUAGAUUGUGUUUCUGAAAUAAUAAAGGAUGAUGGUUUUGUUUUUUUACCUUUGUUCAAUGUUUUUUUUAAUUUUAAUUUAAAGCUCAAAAAUAACAUAUUCCACUUAUUUUAUUUCUUUUCACUGUACUGGAGUGUUUCAUUUUGAAAUUGACACUGGCUUUACAUAAAAUUCUUCUUUCAGCGUUUGUUGUUUAUUAUUAUUGCAAAUUAAGAUCCCUGAGGAAUUUUUCUUUUUUAAUUGGAAAACAAAUACUGACUUUUAUCUGAAAGAGAAAAACAAUGCUCGGAAUAAUCCUGUUGACUCAGUAGCUGUUCUGUGAGUUCUCUUAGCAUUAUCAGGUUCACAAAGUGGUGAUAUAAACUACAGAGAUCUUUUUUGGUAGUAGAGAUCGCACUAAGGUGCUGUGUUAUACUUGUAAUCACAUACUUAAAUUAGAAAGUGCAAUGGGCCAUGGAGUCACUUUAUGUCAUUUAGUUCAAGUGAUAGUCAAAAAGAAUAAGAUUUCAAUUUUUUACAGGUUCUUAGAACAUGUCAGUCAACAACCAUUGUCACAAUUACUCACUCCAUCGCUGUGAACAGUUUUAAGUCUUGGCAAAAAGAUGCUUUUCAACAUUCAAGUUAAGAUGUGCUAGUAACUGAAGAACUCAGUAUCUGCUUUCCCUAUCUUACUCUGCCAUUUCCAUUUUUUGCAUCAUAAAUCUGAAAGGGUAUGUCUACACUACCCCGCUAGUUCGAACUAGCGGG